AGAGAGGGAGGGCACAGGCUCAGUGGGUCCGGGCUGCAGACGCUGAUCGUCGGUCAAUGAGCUUCAGCAGCUCUCGCUGUGCGCAGGUUCGCGGUGCGCGCUGAGACUUUUACGCACGGAUCAUCUGCUCCGGUGAAAUCAUGGAUUUGACUGAAAAUACUCUGUGAAAAAGUUGCGUUUGUUGUUUGUGACCUCAGACAUGGAGAGACUAUUAAACACAAUGAAGCCUCUCACCGUCAUCAUCUUCUUCACCGCUGUGGUGAGGGUGUGAGGAGCAGCGGAGGAUGACACCUGCACGCUCCGAGUCUCCACACUGACCAUCACUGACCAUCACUCUGCUCCGCGUGUCCACUCACACGCUGCAGCUGCACAAACGGCGCAUUUGUUGCGCUUAUUUUGCAUCAAGGACUGCGGUUAAAAUAAAAAAGGGGCGAGAGCAUCAACACAGGAAAUUAAAGCGGUGUAGAUGCUGACAUUCUCCUCAUCCUGACAUGUCUGCACCACUCGCCUCGUCCCGUCUCCUGCAAACACAGAUAUAAAAGAGAGGAGAGAAAAAAAAACCAGGGGUUAUUUCUCUGCACAACUCAGUACGACUGUCUCACAUCUGGAGUUGUGACUCACCAUGGGCACUGUACUGUCUCUGUCACCUGACUCUCGCAAAUCAGGCUACUAUGACAACCGUCCUGGCUCGCUCAGCCACUACCCGAGCAUCAGCAGCCGCUCUCUCAACAGCCAGAAAGACCGCGGGCUAAAGAGGGGCCAGUCCAUCUUCCUCCCAGCACUGACAUGGAAGCGACUGGUGGCCUCGACGAAGAAGAAAGGCAACACCAAGAAAGGCUGCGGUGUUCCGACGGCCCUCGGGGAGCCACUUAACAACAACAACAACAUCAACAUCUACCAGAAGGACUCUGUGCUGCACCUCAACCGCGAGAAUGUGAAGAAGUCGCUGUCGUGUGCCAACCUCUCCAGCUACGAGGGCCCAGCAGGACUAGGUCUGGGGCUUGGGUAUGGGCUGGGGAUGGGUCAGGGGCACGGAUACGCCUACAGCAAACCCCAGCAGCUCUCGUCUGUGAAAAAAGCUCCUCAGAACGUGUUGACGUCGUCUCCUAAGCGUGUCAUUGUCCAGGCUUCCACCAGCGAGCUCCUGCGCUGCCUGGGAGAGUUCCUGUGCUGUCGCUGCUACCGCCUGAAACAUCUGUCCCCGGCCGACCCGGUGCUGUGGCUGCGGGCCGUGGACCGCUCGCUGCUGCUGCAGGGCUGGCAGGACCAGGCCUUCGUCACGCCUGCCAAUGUGGUCUUCGUCUACAUGCUGUGUCGGGACGUCGUGGACGGCGACCUGGUGGCGUCAGAGCACGAGCUGCAGGCCAUCCUGCUCACCUGCCUCUACCUGUCCUACUCCUACAUGGGCAACGAGAUCUCGUACCCGCUCAAGCCCUUCCUGGUGGAGGCGGGUAAGGAGGCCUUCUGGGACCGAUGCCUCGCCAUCAUCGACGCCACCAGCGCGAAGAUGCUGCGAAUCAACGCCGACCCACACUUUUUCACGCAAGUAUUUGCCGAACUGAAGAGUGAAGGCGGCUGUGGCCCUCAGGAUUAUAGUCGGGUUCUGGAUCGGUGAGACGAGCCAUCUCCGCUGACCUCAUGCCUUCUUGUGUCUCACGCACAGAAAUACUUGCACACACUUUUGUCCAAGUACACAUCUCCGUUCCUUUUCUCUGCUGAUGCAGAAGCAAAGGGAUCUUGACAGCAGACCUUAUUUAUUCAUUCCAUCCCCAGAUAGAAACUUUCCCACUGAAGAUUAUUUGAUUACCAUCUCAUAAACACAAGCUUUACUCCUGGAAUAUCCACUUGCGUUUGCACAACACGAGGAACCAUUUGGUCCACCUGUCCCACCAUCUGACCCCAUGCGGCUGCUCCCAGUGAUCCCAGCUGCCUCUGUGAAUCCACACUCCCAGAACCUGAAUCUUCUCCGUCAUCACCACCAUUAAGGAUCUUUCUCUAAAACAUCCACGUGGAUUCAGACUGGUCCUCACAUGCCGCAGUUAUUUUCCUGGACGAUACAUGGACACAUGUUGGCAUCCACUGCGAGUUUCGUCCCUGCGGUGAAGAGUGACUCAGACUGACGGGAACAGCUGAGAAGUCCACGCUUGGUCCCACUGGUCCUGCUGUGCAAUGUGUAAUCAGCAAUGCAAAGAGAACAGGCUUUUUGUUUUGUGGAGCCUUUUGGGGGUCAAGGGGACAGUUGCUGGUUUUUAUCUUUACUCGUUCAAACCUGCCGCCAAACUUUUCUGUGUUUACAUCGUAUCUAAUCUGAGGAGAGUUUCUUGGGGGAUACAGAAUUACAGAAUUCUUGACGAGUUUGUGUGUAGUGUGGUGGACGGCAGCCGGGGUCAUCAGCUGUUUACCCCGUCCUUUGUAUCCCUGCGUUUUGUUGACAGAGCGCCCACAGCCGUGGUAUUAAUGAGAUUAACAGAUUACCCUCCCCUCCCCGCCCCCGCUCUCACCUUCUGCCCCCCUCCUCUCGUCCACUCAGCAGCUUCACCGCACUCUUAUCCAGAGACCCAAACACACGUGUGCACUUGAAACACAUUUAUAUACACAGUAUGUCAUUUCUGCCUCAAGGGGUCUCACUCACAAUCAAAAAAAGACCUAGUUUGAUGAUGUUGGGAAGCAGAGGAAGUGGGAAGUGUUUGUGCUUUAAGGGGAAAGAUUUGGCGAAAGAUCGCAAUGAGUAGUCGUGAUCCAUAAUUGGCUAGUACUGUUUGAUGUUUGUCCGAGAAGUUGUAGCAGAGACUAAUAUUUUCAUUAAAUACGUAUUUCUAUGGAUUAAACAAGUGAUGGCAACCAUUUGUCUUGAACAUCAAGACACUUACAGGGACAGGAAGUUGUUUGCCCCUCCCUCAAAUCUACAUAUUUUGCUUAAUUAGUCCCUGCUUCGGUAGAUUUAAUCUCCAUUUCCUAUGUUUUUUUAUUUAUGUCAGAGGUCGAACCCAAUAUUACAUUGAGAAAAGAAAAGUGUACUUUUAAAAGCAGGUCAUAGCAGAGGCUCUUGGUGCAUAAAAGGAUGAAUAAACAAAGCAAGUACAUAUUUAUUGCUGCAGAUUACAUGGUUGAGUUGAGAUUUUUAGUGGAUUUUUGCAUUUUCUUCCCAGAAAGUCCCAGAAAUCUCAUUGAUUCUGAACCUUUGUUACUUCAGAUUUAACCACACAUUUCAAACAAGUAGCACAUGUCUACGAGCUGGCCUUCCUUUGGGAAUUUGACAAAAAAUUCCUUGCAACUUAAUCUAGGACACUAACACCCAUGAUGGGAACCACAGAUUAUGAAUGCAGUGGCUGACUUCCACCACCAUGUGAUGAUGCCCACAAUAGCAUGUGGCAAAGCUUUAAUCUCAUUGUCUUUUGGCAUCUGGAGGUUUUUUUUCCCCUCCUUCACGUGGCAGGCGCUCGGCUCUGUGUCACAACAGUGUUCAGUACAUUUACCCACAAGGUCAUAGCUUAUAUUAAACAAAAAUCCUAUAAGAAGUGACAUUUACGCACACAUGCAUAUAAAUACUUUCUCCUUGGGGAAAUCUAGUCCUAAUCCCACCACCCAAUCAAACAGAAAGAGGGAGCGCAGAAUGAGAAAAUGGUUCAAAAGCUGAGGAGAUUCAACGGUGUCGCACUUCUUGUUACAGUUGUGGCUCGGCUCUGACAAAGCAGAGGCCUGUUAGAGCCGAUCCAGGCCUGUUAGAGUCAAACCUGCCUUUGUGCUCACUCAGAGAAUCUCCACCAGUCGAUGAGCGAAAAGCAGAGGCAGUGAUUCAGGCUCAGAGUGAAGUGAAACAUUGCUGCUGUCUCUGUGUCUUGAGUUUCAACUGGCAGCCAUUUUGUGCUUCUUCUUGUUGUGGCUUAUACGGUAAACAGUUCAAGCUCCAGCUCUCUUUACUUAAUAGUACCUCCUCAAUGUGUAGAGCCGAGUCAAGUCGUGCUAGAACUGUAUAAGGGGAAAUCGCUAUAUCAGGCUCAGUCCUAUUCCAGCCCUUGCCGCUACCACUUAGCCCGACUCCUCAAUCUUUGUGUGUUAACAUGUCAACGUAAAAUGUCCCACUUCUUGUUGAAAUGGUGCUAAUUAGCAUUCUAAACUAGAGAGGGCAAUGCGAUAAGUCCCAGAUUAACCAAAUCCAAGGAAGCUAAUGUUACUGCCGUGAAGCCGGUUAGCUUAUAUUGAUUAGCUAGCAUCAUGAGGCUGACAUUGUUUAGCAUGUUUUAUAGCUAAGCUAAUGUAACUGUCAUAAUUAAAGCUAACACUGAUUAGCUAAUGUAAUUAAGCUGGUCAGUCAGUUUUCCCAGGCUUGGAGGACAUUUUCGGACAUCUUUGCAAACAAACUAAUUUUCUUGGGGUAAAAAUCAGAAAUGGGACUGGACCUCUCUCUCUCUUUUUUUUCGCUGUCUCUCCUGACACGGGCUUUAAAAAGGACACUUGUCUCUUGACUCAACUCCAACUCUACCCGUCCCUCCCUCCCUCCCUCUCUCUUACACACACACACACACACACACACACACUCAGCUGUUGUUCCCUGACUAUUUCAUUUGAUUUGACGCCCCACACCCGCCAGCCAUUGUCAGGACGAGGAAGGGCAGAAUGGGGCUGUUUGUUGGCAUCGCUGUUGGUCGUGAAUGUGGGUCAAAGUUAAGGGCAACAUCUGCUUCCACCAGUCCGUCCACCGCGGCCCAGCACCCUAAUCAAAUCAGACGUUACAGUGCGGCUGCAGGUUCUCAUUCGGUGACGCAGACAGCAAGGAGCUGCGGUCAUUUAAGUCCAAUCAAGCUUUUACACAAUUUGUCAAAUAUGCGUUGAUGAAAAAACAGCAACUGUCCUCCUCUGCCUGUAGCAUCUGUUUGAUCUGUCAUUGAGCUGCUGCUCCUCCAAUCGUUUUACAGAACAAAGCCAAUUAACUUGCGUCUCAGCUGGAGCUUUAAUUCUGUUCAUCCAAUCAAAAGCCCUCAGCUUCAUCCCCGAGGUCUUAUACGUGAGUGAUGGCAGACGGACACAUGAUGAUGAUGAUGCCUGUGGCCAUUUUUGAGACUUGGGAGAUUGAAAUGUGACUUUGAGUGCAAACUGGACUUCAUCAUUCUGUGGAUGAGAUUUCAGAUGGGCCUUCGACUGGUUAUGUCUUAGAGACGUUUUUGAGUUUGUGUGAAAAAUGUGAUGUGGAUUUAAGGGUCGGGUGUUUUUUUGUGCUUUUCUUACCGUCAACAAAUCAUUGUAGCAGAACUACACUCUUUUAUACUCAGAAUCCCAUGGUUCUCAAACUGUGGUGCCUGUACCAGUGGUACUCAAGCUUCCUGUGGUGGUACUUGGAGGAAAAUCACCUUAUCUCUCUUACUUCAAGAGCUCAGUAUUUUCUCGUUUGAAAACCACUGGUUUAAGUGAAUUUAUUCUAAGAUUUCAGCCUCAUAAAUGUAAAUAUUUUAAAAGACAGUGAUUUUGAGGUUUGGGGAACACCUAAUUUUCACCAUUUUCCGACAUAUUAUGCAACAAACAACUAAUAAAAUAAUCAUUGCAGCCUUAAAUGCAAACAUGAACGAUCUCAGUGACUGGAAAUGAUUUCUUUGUUAUAUGGAGCAAGCAAAGAAACCAGACAAUAUUCACAUUCAAGAAGCUGAAAAAAGGUCAGAGAUCAAAAUGAGUGACGAUUCAUUUAGAAAUGGAUUAAUAAUCGAUGAUAAACAAAACAUAUUGCCAACGUGCAUCAUAAUGAACCAAAAUCCAAGCUUAAUACAGUUUCUCAUAUAGCUAUUGAUAAUAGAUAGAUGUUUUUUGUUUUUUAUGGGAUUUGUUUGACGGUAAUAGAAACAUAAAGACGCCUCCUGCUUCUCGUUAAAUUCACCAUAGCUCUGUGAGUUGUGUUAUUUCACUUUGCUGCUGCUGCUGCUGUCGGUCAGUGUGAAGCCUGAGCCUGACAACGAUGACGAUGAUGAUGAUGAUGUACAGAAAAUAUGUGAGUGUGCAACAAAAAAGAGCCAUUGAGAAUUAAAAAAAAUAAAUAAAAACAGUCUUGCUGUGCAGUAGCAUGCCUGCCAGCAGUGUAGUUUAGAUACUUUUUUUGUAUGUUUUUGUUUGUUUGUGUAUGUUGUUUUGGUUUUUUUUACACCGAGUCGUGUUUUGAAUUUUAUAUGUGACGUUGUAAAUGAAAACUAACUUAAAACCUGGUCUCAUUGGAGUGUUUCUCGGUUGGAAAACAUGGUGACGUUGUCAACAGUAUUUAAUCACGGUGGUUCUGUCCAUGUGUAGAACAAUUAUCAACUCUCAUGUUCCUCAGGUUUGCUCCUGAGACACUGUAGCAGAGCAUGUGCAUUUGUUAUGACGACGUCACGUCAUUUGCGUUAAACUCACUGUGCUCAGUUACACGUGGCCGCUUUGAUGUUUCAGUCCAGUUGUCUUUUGGAGCUAAAUGUGUAAAGAAAAUGUCUCCCUCAGAUUCACACAGUUCAUGUACAGAAAUGAUCGAGUUAGACCCGGAUCAGUAGCUGUUUUCAUGAGCGCGGCAGCUGGCAACACAAAGGUGGCCAUUGUGCACGGCGGCGUUUGUCGCAGGCUGCUCCGACUCCGGCUGCGUCCGCACUCGCUGUAGCAGUUUCAUCUGAAGAGAGAUUUUCAAAAAAAUCCAAUGACUUCACAUUCUAGUGAUGUCAGCACACUUUUUUUUUUUUCCUUGUCUUGUGUGACAUCACAAGGCAGGCGUUAACACUGAGAUUAAACAGUCUAGUUUCCGUGGUUACGGCACAUGACCUCGGGUGACUUUUGUAAAGCCACUUCAAUGUGCGUCGCUCUAAAAGUACAAUUUACUGUUGAUUGGGGGGAAAAAAACUUGAAGAAAAAUAAAUGUGAUUGUUUCAUUUUUUUCUUUCUUUUUCAUGAUGACGAUGUUUACUAUGUGGAUUAUUUAAUAAAGUAUUGAGCUGAAA
This is a messenger RNA of Solea solea (common sole), 6944 nucleotides long. RefSeq lists its product as uncharacterized. The record is from RefSeq and is a predicted model, not a curated record. Bases 623 to 1615 code for a protein of 330 amino acids. Gene Ontology annotation, cellular component: cytoplasm; protein kinase 5 complex. The transcript has 2 exons. NCBI's taxonomy places the organism in Eukaryota, Metazoa, Chordata, Actinopteri, Pleuronectiformes, Soleidae. Gene Ontology annotation, molecular function: protein kinase binding; cyclin-dependent protein serine/threonine kinase activator activity. Gene Ontology annotation, biological process: positive regulation of cyclin-dependent protein serine/threonine kinase activity; brain development; activation of protein kinase activity.